This is a messenger RNA of Solanum verrucosum, 706 nucleotides long. RefSeq lists its product as uncharacterized. NCBI's taxonomy places the organism in Eukaryota, Viridiplantae, Streptophyta, Magnoliopsida, Solanales, Solanaceae. The transcript is spliced from 2 exons. Bases 85 to 669 code for a protein of 194 amino acids. The record is from RefSeq and is a predicted model, not a curated record.
GGAAAUUGAAAGUUGAAACACCAAUAUUACAAGCAAUCUUCUAAAGCAGCUGCAGCAAGUCUUGAAACCAACUUUGAUUUGAUCAUGGAAGAAUCUGAGACAUACCCAAAAGAAUACUUGUCCCCACAACCAAGAAGAGUCACCUCAAUGUCAUCAUCUGUUUCAACAACGAGUGUCCAUGUAACUGCCUUGGACGGGCUAGUGAAUGUGAACUCACUUUUCACCAUUGCAGUCUUUGUGGGUCUCUCUUUAACAACACCUGGACAGAAAAGUCUGGAGGAUCGCACAGCCUGCGAUGCUGGGAUUGAUGUAGUUAAGAAGUUGUUGGUUUUUGAGGUGGUGUCAUUCAGCUUCUUUCUCUUCUCCUCACUUGUUGCACAGGGCCUCAAAUUGGCAAUUAAUUUGUUGAAUAGCAAAGAUGUUGAUGAGGCUUUUAGGGCUCACAUCAAUUUGAAGGUGCUCAGGCUUGGAAUGAUGGCCUCUGCUAUUGGAUCGGUAAUGGGGUGUUUAUUCUUGAUGCUUUCAAUUGUCAAUGUCAUUCAGAUUCGCCUCGGGGUCUUAUCUUGUGGAAGUAAAUCUGCUAUUCAUGCUGUCUCCACCUUGCUCGUUCUGGUCACCUCUGCUCUUGUCGUUUAUAUUUCUACUGCUAUAUAUGCAUUUCUGCACUAAAGUGAAAGAGUAUCAAUUUUGGUAUGUUAUUUUUUGG